Cherax quadricarinatus is the source of this 1334-nucleotide messenger RNA. The record is from RefSeq and is a predicted model, not a curated record. NCBI's taxonomy places the organism in Eukaryota, Metazoa, Arthropoda, Malacostraca, Decapoda, Parastacidae.
AUUUCUUUGCUUUUCCAAAGGUGGGAACUGCACAGUUGCUGCUUGCACGGCACAUGACCAACAAGUCCUUCAAUGAGGUUACGGAGGCAACUUCACCUAGAAAACCUGAGCCUACUAGUACAAUUGACUCACGAGAAGAUUGGCUAAGAAGGUGGGAUGAAAGACGAGAAUUCAUUCAGUCAAAAUAUGUUCGAAGGGCUUUUGUUCAACCAACAACAGCAACACCAGAAGAACUACAGAUCCAGUUAAGAGAAGUCAUUAACAGUAAUGAUCUUUAUGGUCUACUUCGUGUGUACUUUCAGGGUGGUGAUUUAGGGCUCCCAUUAACAGCUCUUGAAGAAUGUGCACUUCAUGUAGCAAUUUACCAAGAAAAUGGUGCCUCGCUUCCAUUAGUGGACUUCUUGGUCCAGAACAGUCACUCACUGGAUCGCCAGACCCGGGAGGGCAACACUCCUCUACACUAUUGUGUCAUCUCCAAUAAGCCUGAAUGCAUGAGGCUACUACUCAGAGUGGGUGCCAACCCCAGUAUAGAGAAUAAUAAUGGCAAGACUCCACUAGAUAUUGCAAAUGAACGGAACUGCAGGCUCAUGGAAGAUAUGCUCACUCAAGCACAACAACAGAAGAAGUCCAUGUUUGAGAAUGUAGAAUAUGAGUGGAACAUCUCAGAUGAUAAUUUGACUGAUAUGUCAGAUGAUGAUGAAAUUUUCAAGCCAAAUGGCAUGUCAACCCCAGAAAAAGUAGUAAGGAGUCGUCCUGUAAGCUUGCCAGGCUCUAGUUCGCCAGUAUGCCAGCGUAGUGCAGAGCACCACAGCUCGACUGAGGAGCGUGGCCUGGGAGACUAUAGAAGUAGUUCCUCUUCACGCUGGCCCAGAGGUCAGCCUCCUCCACCCCCACCAGCAACUAGUAAACCUGCUUUGCCACUUCGUACUAUGACAGAGAAGAGACCAGCACCUAAACCCCCAGCUGGUGUUUCCCACAACACUUCCUUCUACCUCCCUCACUACACCAGCCAUUCCCGCACGCCUUCCGACCCCAUGCUGGGGCCUUCGUCAUACCACCCCAGCCUGGCUCACAACAACAACAACAAUGGUGGUGGGGGUGGUAGCCUUGGAGGGAUGGGCCACAAGAGGAGUCCAUCAACUGAUUCUAGUAGCACAAGUGAUGGAAGACCUUUAGACACUGACACUUCACCAUCAUCAUCACCUCAAGAAUCUCCAAACACCUUUAUUAAUGGCCGAUCAACUGAGUCUUUGUCAUCUUUGGUGUCUGAUGAUCCUCGGCCUCCACCAAGAAGGCGAGUGGGUUCAGCCCCGCGGGGAGAUGUAAAGCAUUAA